CUUGGUGAAACUUCCCAAUCAGGAAAGUAUUCAAACAUUGACCAGGUUCCCCGGAUCAUGGAUCACCUGACGUCAAAGCCGAUGGACCUCGGCAUCUUCAUUGAACUCAUACAGUAGCUUCCAAAUUGCUGACAUUCAGAAAUGGGAACUCUAGACCCAUAAACAUUUUCAAAAUGCCGACAUAUGAAACAGCCCAAGAUCAGUUCAUCACUGUAGAUGGCAUCAAGUUCGCCUACAGGCGCUUCGGCGCGAAACAAGGCGUACCCCUCACAUUGUGUAUGCACUUUAGGGGAACAAUGGACCAUUGGGAUCCAGCUCUUAUAAACCCUAUCGCGGCCAAACGCCCCAUCAUCACCAUUGACAACGCAGGCGUAGGGCGCUCUGAGGGCGAAGUCCCCAAGCAAUACAAGCAAUGGGCACAAUACUACAUCAACGUCCUCCGUGCACUCGGCGUCAACAAGACUGAUGUGAUGGGAUUCUCCAUGGGCGGCUGUGUCGCUCAGCUCGUCGCCCUCAACGGAAAGGAUUUUGUCCGCCGUCUCAUCCUCUGCGGAACUAUGCCCAGCACAGGCGAAGGUGUAGUACCAGCGCCUUCUCUGAAAGCAUUCAAUGCCCUCAAUGCUGCCAAGACAGAGGAAGAGCACAAGGAAGCUUUCUUGAUGAGCAUGUUCAAUACUUCCGAUAAGAGCAGAGCCGCGGGUGAGGCUGCUUGGAAGAGAAUCACGAAUGCACGAAAGGAUAGAACUGAUCAUGUUGAUCCUGCGAAUGCUCGUCGGCAGGGAAUUGCUUUUGCAAAGUUUAUGGAUCCGAAGCAGGCUAAGGAUGCGUCUUAUGAUCGGUUGGAGGAGCUCCGUAUCCCUGUUCUGAUUGCAAAUGGAAGCGAGGACCUUCUGCUGCCUACAGAGAACAGCAUUGUGAUAUGGAAGAAGUUGAAGAAUGCCCAAGCGCAACUACACUUGUACCCUGAUUCUGGGCAUGGAUUCCUGUAUCAAUAUGCGGAUGACUUUUCCAAGCUGAUCAAUAUCUUUUUGGACGAUGAGCCCAAGCUAUCAAGCCGGCUUUAGACAAACAGACACAUAUGUACGAUUACCCGCGGCGGGCGUGAAUAGAAGUUUGAAUGAGAAUAUGUUUUU
Fusarium oxysporum Fo47 is the source of this 1133-nucleotide messenger RNA. Its product is annotated as Alpha/Beta hydrolase protein. The record is from RefSeq and is a predicted model, not a curated record. Bases 174 to 1064 code for a protein of 296 amino acids. Lineage: Eukaryota; Fungi; Ascomycota; Sordariomycetes; Hypocreales; Nectriaceae. The transcript is spliced from 3 exons.